UGUUACUCUCCUAAGUUGGGUCCUCGGUCGAGUUGCCGGGGAGAGAGAGAGAGAGAGAGAGAGAGAGCUUGGCAGCUGGCACGAACCAGAGAGCGAGAGAAGCAUGAGCUGUGUUGAUAGGACAUUUGAAUUUCCGUCAGGCUCUGGACGAGAGCCCAAUAGAAUUGUGCUCUACUUCUAUAGCUCUACCUCCUCUUCCAAGUUCCUCCUGUGGUAGCCUACCAUUCGGUCCAAGGGCUAGGGCCUACCGAAUGACCCAAUUAACCUACGGUUUGCUCGAUGCUCCUGCAUUCUUCGAAAGUUUCCAUUCCGGAGAUGGCAUUCCAAGACGGGAGAUAGACACGCCACGCCACGGCGGUAUGUAAAAAUAGCAGUGUGGAUCGGAGACGGAAUUGAACCCCAUCUCUGGAUGGUUACGCUUACGAAGAUUGCAACCUCGUCUUCGGAUAAUGUUGAUAAUUCACGACCUCCCCGGGUCACACUGCAGGAUGAAAUGGAUAACCAUGGGGUUACACAAUGUGAAAAUGGCCUCGGGAAGAUGAACUAUAAUCUCACCCAGGAACUCUGUACCUUGCAGCAUGAUAGAUGUAGUGAACUGGGGGCGGAGACCAAACACUAGUAAGUUUGGCCCCUUACUCUCAGGAGAUAGUAUUAUUAUAUGCAUAUCAGGU
This is a messenger RNA of Aspergillus pseudotamarii, 671 nucleotides long. RefSeq lists its product as uncharacterized. The transcript has a single exon. The record is from RefSeq and is a predicted model, not a curated record. Lineage: Eukaryota; Fungi; Ascomycota; Eurotiomycetes; Eurotiales; Aspergillaceae. Bases 410 to 619 code for a protein of 69 amino acids.